Molecule: messenger RNA, 2464 nt
Organism: Vitis riparia (riverbank grape)
Lineage: Eukaryota; Viridiplantae; Streptophyta; Magnoliopsida; Vitales; Vitaceae
Product: S-adenosyl-L-methionine-dependent tRNA 4-demethylwyosine synthase
Exons: 8
Coding region: 258-2222 (654 amino acids)
Biological process (GO): wybutosine biosynthetic process
Molecular function (GO): 4 iron, 4 sulfur cluster binding; FMN binding; catalytic activity
Source: RefSeq, a predicted model, not a curated record
CUCUUAGAUGGUGGGUGUAUCAUGUUUAUAUAGACUAGAUCUAUUAUCUCUGUCAGAGCAAGAAGGCUUGAAAAUUGAGGGCCAGGGCAGAGAGUUUAGUUGAAAUCCUGACGCCCAUGUUGGGGAUUGGACUGGAGGGUUGUGCCCAAUAAGUAAGCCCAUUACAUUUAUAUAUAGAGAGAGGGAUCAUACUCCCCAGUAGGAGCCACCUUUUGCAGUGGCGUGGUGGUGGUAGAGACUAGUUGAAGGUGGGCAAUAUGCGUCUCUUUGAAGCCUACAAUUCUCACUCAGCUCGACUCACUCUCUUGGCCCUCCUCUCCGCUUCCACCCUUUACUGCUUCUACAAAUCUCUUCGUCUCAAAAGGCAUGCACUCCUCUUCCCAACCACUAACCCUAAUUCUUCCUCCAGAGGCAAGCUCUUCUUUGUUUCCCAAACAGGUACCUCCGAAAUCCUAGCCCGUCGUCUCCUCCGUCUUCUUACCUCUUGUGAUCUCUCUUUCGACCUUGUUCAUCCCAAAGACUACGAGCCCGAAGACCUUUCCAAAGAAACUCUCGUUUUGAUCGUAGCGUCCACGUGGGAAGAUGGAAACCCCCCUCCCGAUGCUGGAUUCUUUUCCAAUUGGCUUGCCGAGAGCGCAGACGAUUUUAGGGUUGGAUCUAUGUUGCUCUCUCGUUGUAAAUUCGCGGUGUUUGGGGUCGGAAGCCGAUCGUAUGGUGCGGCAUUCAAUGCUGUUGCGAGGGGUUUCUCGAAGCGGAUGCGGAAGCUUGGGGGUUUGCAGGUUUUGCCUGUUGAGGAAGGUGAUGUUGAUGCGGGUGAUUUGGAUGAGGUUUUUGAUGUUUGGAGUAGGAAGUUGAUUAGUGUUUUGAAGGGUGGUUCUGUGGAAAAUGGGGUUUUUGAUGGUUCUAUGGCUGUCGUGGAGAGUGAUGCUGAGACAAUUGAUGGGUCAGAAGAGGAUUAUGACGACGACGAUGAUGCGGAUAGAGAGAAUGGAGCCGAGGGGAGUAUUGUUGAUCUUGAGGAUAUUGCGGGUAAAGGUCCUUCAAGGAAAACAAAGACAAUGACAACUUCUAGUGGGACAAUUAAUGGGGAAAAAGAAAUGGUGACUCCAGUGAUCAGAGCGAGCCUAGAAAAGCAGGGAUACAAAAUUAUUGGUUCUCAUAGCGGUGUCAAAAUUUGUAGAUGGACAAAGUCACAACUUAGAGGCCGUGGUGGCUGCUACAAGCACUCAUUUUAUGGCAUAGAGAGUCACAGGUGCAUGGAAGCAACCCCAAGUUUGGCAUGUGCCAACAAAUGUGUUUUCUGUUGGAGGCACCACACUAAUCCUGUAGGAAAGAGCUGGCGCUGGAAGAUGGAUGAUCCUUUGGAGAUUGUGAAUUCUGCCAUUGACCUCCAUACGAAGAUGAUAAGGCAAAUGAAAGGUGUUCCUGGUGUUAAAGCGGAACGAUUAUCAGAAGGUCUUUCACCGAGGCAUUGUGCUUUAUCACUUGUUGGUGAACCUAUCAUGUAUCCAGAAAUUAACUCACUCAUAGAAGAACUGCACCGGAGGCGGAUUUCUACCUUUCUGGUGACAAAUGCACAGUUUCCUGAAAAGAUUAAAGAGUUGAAACCUGUUACUCAGUUAUAUGUUAGUGUAGAUGCGGCAACAAAGGACAGCUUGAAGGCAAUUGAUAGGCCACUCUUUGGGGACUUUUGGGAGCGAUUUGUUGAUUCCUUGAAAGCUCUCAGGGAAAAACAACAACGAACUGUUUAUCGCUUGACCUUGGUUAAAGGCUGGAAUACUGAAGAAAUAGAUGCUUAUUUUAAUCUUUUUUCCAUUGGGAAGCCCGACUUUGUUGAAAUCAAAGGAGUUACAUAUUGUGGAUCGUCUGCUACAUCAAAGUUGACGAUGGAGAAUGUGCCCUGGCAUGCUGAUGUGAAAGCCUUUUCAGAGGCCUUAGCUCUGAAGAGCAAAGGGGAGUAUGAGGUUGCUUGUGAGCACGUCCACUCGUGCUGUGUUCUCUUGGCAAAAUCCGAUAAGUUUAAGGUCAACAACCAAUGGUUCACAUGGAUAGACUAUGAAAAGUUCCAUGAUCUGGUAGCUUCUGGAAGACCUUUUAAUAGCAAGGAUUACAUGGCUGCCACACCAUCCUGGGCUGUCUACGGAGCAGAGGAAGGUGGGUUUGAUCCAGGUCAGUCUCGUUAUAGGAAGGAGCGGCAUCAUAGACCAAAAACCACUGAUUAACCGGGUGAGAAAUUUAAAUUUAUCGAAUAGUUGGAAUGGCUUGUUUAGGUUUUAUGGUAUUUUAGUUACUCAUGGAUCAAAAACAAUUUUGCAUUACAUGGCUAUAGAUGAGGCUGCAAAUCGUGGCAUACGGGAUAGUUCUUUCACAUGUAUUUUAUUUCUUUUUCAUAAAUAAAAAACAUUUGAGUUUAUACUGGUUUAUGUUUAAAGGGUUAUAAAUGUAUUAUUGUUUAUUGUCUUUA